CUUUGGGGUAGGGAGUUGGAGGACCUGGGUCCGCUGGGUUGGUAGCUUCCACUAUUGUGUGGUGUGUAGAUAUGGGUCAUGAGCAGAACCAAGGAGCUACGCUUCUACAACUGCUGCGACUUCUGUGGCUGCUGCCCCAUUCCUGGGUCGUCUCUGAAGCUGCUGCUUCAGUGUGGCGGGAUGACCUCCAAAAUCACACGUUCCUACACACAGUGUUCUGCCAGGAUGGGAGCCCCAGCGUGGAACUCUCUGAGACCUAUGAUGAAGACCAGCUUUUCUCCUUCGACUUUUCCAAGAACAUUCGAGUGCCUCGCCUGCCUGAAUUUGCUGAAUGGGCUAAGGAUCAGAGAGAUACCUCUGCCAUUUUAUUUGACAGAGAGUUCUGCCAGACAAUGAUCCAGCAAAUAGGCCCACAACUUUAUGGGAAAAUCCCAGUAUCCAGAGGGUUCCCUAUCGCUGAGGUGUUCACAAUGAAGCCCCUGGAGUUUGGCAAACCCAACACACUGGUCUGUUUCAUCAGUAAUCUCUUCCCACCCAUGCUGACGGUGAAUUGGCAGCAUCAUUCUGUCCCUGUGGAAGGAAUUGGACCUACUUUCGUGUCAGCUGUCGAUGGACUCAGUUUCCAGGCCUUUUCUUACUUAAACUUCACACCAGAACCCUAUGACGUUUUCUCCUGCAUUGUGACUCAUGAAAUUGACCGCUACACAGCAAUUGCUUAUUGGGUACCUGAGAAUGCACUGCCCUCAGAUCUUCUGGAGAAUGUGCUGUGUGGUGUGGCCUUUGGCCUAGGUAUUCUGGGCAUCAUUGUGGGCAUCAUCCUCAUCAUCUACUUCCGGAGGCCUUGCUCAGAUGGUAUAUUGAUUCUUCCUGACCAGAGUUUGAUGCCAACAACUUUGUCCAUCCAAACAGAGGGUGCUCAGGUUUCUCACAUCCUGCCCAGGAUCUCCCUUCAUCAGAUCAGAAGUCCCUGGGACUCCCCCCAGACUCUCCUGUUGUCAGAGACUUUGUGGGGAAAGCAGGUGGCUUUGUGGCCCAUGUGGAAAGUACCUGUCUCUUGGAUGAUGAUGGAUCUCCAAAGGAUUUCACAUAUUGCAUCUCCUUCAACAAGGAUCUGCUGACCUGUUGGGAUCCAGAGCAGGACAUGAUGGCCCCUUGUGAAUUCGGGGUGCUACAUGGCUUGGCCGUUUACCUCUCAGAUUUCCUCAAUAAACAGGAAAACCUACUCCAGCGCUUGCGCAAUGGGCUACAGGACUGUGCCACACACACCCAGCCCUUCUGGGAACCACUGACCCACAGGACACGGCCACCAUCUGUGCAAAUAGCCCGAACCACUCCUUUUAACACGAGAGAACCUGUGAUGCUGGCCUGCUAUGUGUGGGGCUUCUAUCCAGCUGAUGUGAUCAUCACAUGGAGGAAGAACGGGCAGCCUAUCAUCCCUCACAGCAGUGCCCAGAAGACUGCCCAACCCAAUGGAGACUGGACAUACCAGACCCUCUCCCAUUUAGCAUUAACCCCCUCUUAUGGGGACAUCUACACUUGCGUGGUGGAGCA
Molecule: messenger RNA, 1551 nt
Organism: Carlito syrichta (Philippine tarsier)
Lineage: Eukaryota; Metazoa; Chordata; Mammalia; Primates; Tarsiidae
Product: HLA class II histocompatibility antigen, DM alpha chain
Exons: 8
Coding region: 72-1118 (348 amino acids)
Biological process (GO): peptide antigen assembly with MHC class II protein complex; immunoglobulin production involved in immunoglobulin-mediated immune response; positive regulation of T cell activation
Cellular component (GO): MHC class II protein complex; late endosome membrane; lysosomal membrane
Molecular function (GO): MHC class II protein complex binding
Source: RefSeq, a predicted model, not a curated record